Messenger RNA from Frankliniella occidentalis (western flower thrips), 882 nucleotides. RefSeq lists its product as uncharacterized. The record is from RefSeq and is a predicted model, not a curated record. The transcript has 3 exons. The coding region runs from base 1 to 882 and encodes 293 amino acids. NCBI's taxonomy places the organism in Eukaryota, Metazoa, Arthropoda, Insecta, Thysanoptera, Thripidae.
AUGGUCUUGAGCUCAGGGCUAUUACUCAUCCUCGCAAUGUCUGGACAACAGAGAGAUGAGUUGAGUUUUGACAGUGACCUAGAAGAUGGAGACCAUGGUAUCCAAACUCCUCCGAAGAAAAAAAGAAAGAAAGAUGAUGCAUCUUCGAGUGAAAAGAAGAAAGUCUUCCAAACUUCUUGGCUUAGUAUGCCACAGUACCAAGGCUGGUUGCAGCAAGACCCAAAGGGAGACCCUUUAUACUUCUGCUGUAGGGCCUGUGGUGGAAAGCGCCUCAAGGGAGGGAAAACUGAAAUUGAUAGACAUGGUGGCCCAGGCUAUAGCCUGUAUACAGGUCCAGCUCAACAGCACCACAAUAAUGUGAAAAAAGCAGAGAUUGAUAUUGCUGCUAUCUUUGCUGAGCACAAUAUCCCCAUCCAUGUUGUGGACAAUGUAGUUGAUGUUUUCAAAAAGGUUGCUCCUGACUCUGCAAUUCUAAAAGAUGUUACCCUUGACAGAACAAAAUGCACAGCUGUUUUGACCAAUGUUGUGGCAAAGACUGAGAUAGAAGAGACAGUCCAGAACAUUAAAAAUUGUCCCUUCAGCAUAUUGGUAGAUGAAAGUCCUGAUGUUUCACACAAGAAAAACUUUUGUGUAAUUGUGAAAUAUGUAGACCCCAAGACAAAUUUAAUUAGAACUGAUCUCCUUCAUAUGAUUGAACUUGAUCCUAAGGACUGCUCAGCUGAGAAGAUUUUUGGUUCAUUUGAAAAUCUCAUAAAAUACUAUGAGAUCCCUGUAACAAAUAUUAUAGGAUUAGCAUGUGAUAAUGCUAAUGUAAUGAUAGGAGUUAAUAACUCAUUUUAUUCUAGACUUAAAGGCCCUGUGCCCAUGGCUAGUACUGCUUAA